AUGGGUAGGCCACAUAUUUUAGUCAUACCUUAUCCAGCACAAGGCCAUGUGAUUCCCUUCAUGGAACUGUCACAGUGCUUAGUAAAACAAGGAUUCAGAGUCACAUUUGUUAACACAGAGUAUAAUCAUGAGAGGGUCUUGAAUGCAUUGGCAGAAAAGGAUCAUCUAGCGGAUCAAAUCAGUCUAGUUUCAAUUCCAGAUGGAAUGGAAUACUGGGAGGAUAGGAAUCAUCUAGGGAAGUUAACAAAAGCAAUUUUUCAGGUCAUGCCUGGAAAGGUAGAGGAUCUCAUUAACAGAAUCAAUACUUCAGAAGAUGAAAAGAUUACGUGUGUUAUUGCUGAUAGGAGUAUGGGAUGGGCUAUUGGAUUGGCAGAGAAGAUGAAAAUUCCUCGAGCAGCCUUUUGGCCUGCGGCAGCCGCACAAUUGUCCAUGAUAUCGAGUAUCCAGAAUCUAAUUGAUGAUGGAAUUAUUGACAAUGAUGGAACUCCAUUGAAGAACCAGAUGUUUCAGUUGACUCCAGCAAUGCCUGCUGUGAACACUGCAAAUUUAAUAUGGGCCUGCGUUGGUGACUUUACCACUCAGAAAAUUGUAUUUGAUUAUAUGGUUGAAACCAAUGAGAUUGUUAAAGCGGCAGAUUGGAUAGUUUGUAACUCAGUAUAUGAUCUUGAGCCUGGAGCAUUCACUUUUGCCCCAAAUGUUCUGCCAAUAGGGCCACUUCUGGCAAGCAACCGACUCGGAGACACAGUAGGACACUUCUGGCCAGAGGACUCAAGUUGCUUGAAAUGGCUGGACCAACAGCCACCUAAAUCAGUCAUUUAUGUUGCAUUUGGUAGCUUCACUGUUUUUGACAAAACUCAAUUCCAAGAAUUAGCACUGGGGCUUGAAAUCUCUUGUAGGCCAUUCCUGUGGGUUGUGAGACCAGAUAUUGUCAACGAGACAAAUGCCUAUCCAGAUGGAUUUCAAGAAAGAAUAGGCACCCGCGGGCGGCUGGUUGGUUGGACAUCUCAACAAAAGGUUCUUAGUCACCCUUCUAUUGCCUGCUUCCUGAGCCACUGUGGUUGGAACUCCACUUUGGAAGGUGUAUGCAAUGGGUUCCCUUUCUUGUGCUGGCCAUACUUUGCCGAUCAAUUCCUUAACGAAGGCUACAUUUGUGAUGUUUGGAAAGUGGGAUUGAAGUUAAACCGGGACAAGAGUGGGAUCAUCACGCAAGAAGAAAUUAAGAACAAGGUGGAGCAAGUCCUGGGAAAUGAAAAAUUGAAGGCAAGGGCUUCAGAACUCAAGGAGAUAGCAAUGAGAAAUGUCAGAGAAGAUGGUUAUUCUAGCAAGAUUUUCAAGAAUUUUAUUGACUGGAUGAAGGCUUAA
Hevea brasiliensis (rubber tree) is the source of this 1362-nucleotide messenger RNA. Its product is annotated as UDP-glycosyltransferase 83A1-like. Gene Ontology annotation, molecular function: UDP-glycosyltransferase activity. The transcript is spliced from 2 exons. Bases 1 to 1362 code for a protein of 453 amino acids. The record is from RefSeq and is a predicted model, not a curated record. NCBI's taxonomy places the organism in Eukaryota, Viridiplantae, Streptophyta, Magnoliopsida, Malpighiales, Euphorbiaceae.